AUGGCAGAGUUCCCUAGUCCAUCGAACCGCAGAACACUGGUAGCUUCUAGAGUUCAAUCGCCUACAAGCACCUUCAUACUCGGUUCAAACGACGACAAACUCGAAAGGGACCAAGCGCGAGCCGCCCGCGCUGCAGCCGUACGCCGAAGAUCUGCUGCUUUUUCCGCCGCUGCUGCAGCAGCAGCAGCACCACCUCCGGCUUCAGUACACCUUGACAAGAACCAGAUUCUCGAUUUGUACAACAAUUGCAUCAAGCUCGCCAGUGAAAAUAAAAUCAACCAGAAUAAUACAUGGGAGCUGAAUCUGAUAGAUCACUUGUCGGAUGUUUUAAAAAUGGAGGAAGAUGAUGGAACAGAAACCAAUUUUCAGAAGGCAAGUUGUACUCUAGAAGCUGGCGUUCAAAUCUAUUCCAUGAGGGUUGACUAUGUGCAUUCAGAGGCAUAUAAAGUCCUUGGUGUUAUUAAUCGGGUGGGCCGAAAAGAUGAAGAAGGAUCCAAAUAUAGUCAGGGUGAAAGCAGUUCUAAUAAAGGGUCAGACUGGGAGGUAUCACCUUUAUCAACACUUCAAUCGUCAUUUGAGGCUCUCAAUGUGAAGAAGUUUGAUGUUGCAUUCACAGUGGAUCCUCUUUAUCAUCAAACAUCUGCACAGUUUGAUGAAGGUGGAGCCAAGGGUUUAUUGUUGAAUCAUCUUGAGAUAUAUGGAAGCUGUCAAGUUCUCUUUGACUCAUUUGAAGUGCCAGGGAAGUUUAUGAAAUGUGGCAACCAACUCUGUAAUCAAGAUACUAUUGAUCUUUCUUUUGCCAAAGAUUGCAUUGACAAGAUGGUGGUGGGCAUGCACUCGUCGGAGGAAAUUUCUCCCACACUCAAGCACAUAGUGAAUCUUUUUGAUGAAAGCGAACGAAGGUCAUCCAAUACAUUUACUUCAGUUAACCAUGUACAAGAGGAAUUCCAUGAAACUUGCAACGACGCCAACAAUAGGGAUAAUGCUGAGCUGGGAUUGGAUGACAGUGAAUUUGACAAUGGUGAGACAUGGGCUUUCAAGAAUGCUGAUCUGGAAAGUGUAGUUGGUGAAGAUCUGUAUGGAGGAGAUCCUAGCUUCGGAGAUUAUCAUGAGGAUAAUCUGGAAAAUAGAUUCGAUAAUGUUGACGAUUAUAUGUAUCUGAGCUUGGGGAUUAACUCAAAACACAAUGCCUGGGCGGGUCCUGAUCAUUGGAAGUAUAGGAAGGUAAAAUUAGGUUUAGCUGAAGCAUCCAAAGAAGAUGGAUUGGCUGAGGCAAAGAAGGCCAAGAGCAAAAGAGCAAUAGAAGUUGAUAUCGAUUUAAUGAAAGCAUUGGAUAAUGAUUUCAUGAAAGCAUUGGCUGAUAUUUUCGCACCUCCUAAGAAUCCCAAGUCGCUACUUCUUUCAGCAAAUAGAGCACCUAUCAACACAAAGCUACCAGAGGAUUGCCACUACGAACCUGAAAAUCUUGUCAAGCUAUUUCUUUUACCUGAAGUCAUGGUAAUGACUUGUUUAACUUAUUUUUGUGGCUUUUGA
Impatiens glandulifera is the source of this 1533-nucleotide messenger RNA. Its product is annotated as condensin complex subunit 2-like. Gene Ontology annotation, molecular function: chromatin binding. Bases 1 to 1533 code for a protein of 510 amino acids. The record is from RefSeq and is a predicted model, not a curated record. The transcript has 9 exons. Gene Ontology annotation, biological process: mitotic chromosome condensation. Gene Ontology annotation, cellular component: condensin complex. NCBI's taxonomy places the organism in Eukaryota, Viridiplantae, Streptophyta, Magnoliopsida, Ericales, Balsaminaceae.